CUCGGUGAACACAAAAUAAAGCAGUCGGAAUUUAACAUCAGUGGAGUGCGGAUUGCAAGAUGGGUAGAUAGAGUGACAAAACCGAUAAAUCCUUUUCUUUGUGCCUACAAAACAAAUUAUCAUUAUCUGUGACACCGGGCCGUCGUAGCACCAGCUUCGAUAAAUCCACUUCCGAAAAGGAAGCGAUCACAUCCAGGUUUUUCUUUUUCACAUUACGCAGCAACCGAAAAAUGGUCGAGAGGAUUUUGGAAGAAGCGGAGAACUACGAUCCAGAAUGCAAUGGCGGCGUUACCAAUGGCGACAGCAUCGGGGGCUGCACGGGCGGUGGAGGAUCCGCCUCCGACAGCGGCGACCAGAUGGACGCCGAUGCCCGCGCCAAAGAACUAGCCCGUCGCAAGGAGGAGGCCAAGAGGAAACGCCGUAAAAAGAAACGUACCGGCUCAUCUUUAGUGUCAUCGUGUUUCCAAGAUUUGUACAAAUUAUCCGGCGAAAUCUUGGGCGAGGGUGCCUAUGCCAGUGUGCAGACCUGCGUCAACAUGUACACCGACCAGGAAUAUGCAGUGAAGAUCAUCGACAAGGUGCCGGGACAUGCAAGGGCUCGGGUUUUCAGGGAAGUCGAAACGUUCCACCACUGUCAAGGACACCCCAAUAUUAUUCAGCUCACCGAAUUUUUUGAGGAUGAAGAAAAGUUUUAUUUGGUUUUUGAGAAGAUAAAUGGAGGACAACUGUUGAGAAGGAUUCAGGAGAAUAGGUACUUCAGCGAAGCGGCAGCGGCGGAGAUUGUGAGGGAAGUCGCUUCCGCGUUGCGAUUCAUGCACGCCAAAGGAAUAGCACACCGCGAUCUCAAACCGGAGAACAUCCUAUGUGUUAAUAAAGAUAGGCUUUGUCCAGUCAAGAUCUGCGAUUUUGAUUUGGGAUCCGGAAUACGCUUCCAGUCGAGCGUUUCGAGUCCGUUGGCCACUCCACAACUUCUAACUCCGGUGGGCAGCGCCGAGUUCAUGGCCCCCGAAGUAGUGGAAGCCUUCAUCGGCGAGUCGGACUCGGUGGCGUACGACAAGCGGUGCGACCUGUGGUCGCUCGGCGUCAUCACCUACAUCUUGUUAUGCGGGUAUCCGCCGUUCUACGGCAAGUGCGGCCGCGACUGCGGCUGGGAACGCGGAGACAAUUGUAACGCUUGCCAAGACCUCCUCUUCCAUAGCAUCCAAGAGGGCCGAUACGACUUCCCCGAAGCCGAAUGGGGUAACAUAUCGGACGAGGCAAAGGAUCUGAUAUCAUCCUUGCUGGUCAAGAACGCCAGCGAACGCAUCAGCGCCGAGAAAGUUCUGCAACAUCCGUGGUUGAAAUGCGCCAGCGACUCGGCGCCGUUGACCACGCCUGCCAUUAUCAAGAAGAAUAAUUCCGCGAGGGAGCUGUCCCAGUUCGCGGAGAGCGCCAUGGCUGUGAACAGGGUGGUGCAGCAGCACUUCAGCAUGAAUCUGGACUAUCUGGAGAGGCCGAACGUGUAUCCUAUAGACGAAAAGGCGGCGCCCUACUCCGCCAAGGUGUUCGGCUUAAGCCCGCCCAGCGAGAGCAACUUAAUGCAGAGGCGGAUCAAGGGUCGAUCCUGCCAAUUUUUGUUGCCCACUCCGGCCCCCGCUAUUCCCAGUCCGAGCGGUUGAAGGCGUUGCGCAAGCAUCUCCGAUAUUUUUUUACAAAAUAAGAUUAAAAAACAAAUAAAAGAAGAAAAAAAUAUGGCGUGCACGGGCGGCGCGCAUUUUUCGUUAUUUUUCACGCAAAAUUUUUGUCUUUGUCGAUUUUACGAGAAUAUCUUUUUUUUUUGUCUCUCGUCGUUAGUCUCCGAGAGAACGUUGUUUAUUUUUGAAGAGUCUAAAGUUGAGACUCAACUGCGUCAAGACAUCGUUCGAUUUUCGAUUCCUUCGUCAGGGUCGUGCCCACCACGACAUUUGGUACAUACAUAAUCUGGAAGCCCAGGAUGUCUUGGACCAGGUCUGGCGUCUCUGGCCUAGCGUUAGUUUUUUCGGAGCUUGUUUUUUACAUUUUUUUUUUCUUUUUUUUAUUGUAUGUGUUGAGGUGGACUGAUCCAGGUCAGUCUGCAUUGUGAUAAUUAAAUAAGCAUCUAAGCGUGCGAAGUAGCGCACGAUAGACUGUAGACAGCGUACCUGCUUUAUGUUCGGUAAGAUACAGAACAUUAAAUUCGAGGGACGGGCCGUCCCGCCAUGUACUGACAGUCCAUUGUAUUUUUAAGAGUCCUAUAUAAGUUUGGAUAUUUUUUAAAUAUUUUGUAAUGCUCAAGGGUAGUUUCGGUAUUCGAAAAAAAGUGGGGGGCGCGACGAUCACAAGGUGCUUAAUUUUCGGCUAGUCCCAGUGAUAAACGAUCGCCGAAAAUUCGGCAUCAUCUUCCAACACUCAGGGUUGUAAACGGCGAGUCAUUACAAAACUUAUAUCAGAAGGGCUCGUUACGCCAGAAUGAAUGUCGUUAGUUUGUAUGUGAUAGGGUGAAAGAUUUCCCCAGGAAGAUCCGACAUGAUUGGAGGAGUAUUCUUUUUUCUAUGCUUAUUUUUUAUGGCAUUUAUUAUUGUACUGUAGCGGUACGAAAUAAUGUAUUUUCCAAUCAGUUGAUACCAAAAAAUAUAAAGAAAAAAACUAUUAAAAAAAAUAAAAUACUUUUAAGUCUUUUUCAUUCAGAUUUUCUUUAAUACCUAUAUCAAUCGCACUGAAAGUGCCAUCAUUUGUUUCUAUUUUGUGUUAUUGUAAACGCAUUAGUAUAAGGAAACUUAUUCUGUUGCCCUUUCCUCGUGUUGAUGCGUUUAUAAUUUGAGUUACAGAGAAAUUUAUAUUGUUAAAUAUUACGUAUUUUUUUUCUACAACUGAGCAAGCUAGCAUUGAGUAAAUUAGUGAUGGAAAUUUAUGUACCAAGUGUGCUUUAAUUUCAUAUAAUAAAGACCGAUUUUUUUA
This is a messenger RNA of Zophobas morio, 2955 nucleotides long. Its product is annotated as MAP kinase-interacting serine/threonine-protein kinase 1-like. Gene Ontology annotation, biological process: peptidyl-serine phosphorylation; protein autophosphorylation; intracellular signal transduction. The record is from RefSeq and is a predicted model, not a curated record. NCBI's taxonomy places the organism in Eukaryota, Metazoa, Arthropoda, Insecta, Coleoptera, Tenebrionidae. Gene Ontology annotation, cellular component: nucleus; cytoplasm. The coding region runs from base 231 to 1658 and encodes 475 amino acids. The transcript has 6 exons. Gene Ontology annotation, molecular function: calcium/calmodulin-dependent protein kinase activity; ATP binding; calcium-dependent protein serine/threonine kinase activity.